Molecule: messenger RNA, 1734 nt
Organism: Tachysurus vachellii
Lineage: Eukaryota; Metazoa; Chordata; Actinopteri; Siluriformes; Bagridae
Gene: pygo1
Product: pygopus family PHD finger 1
Exons: 3
Coding region: 151-1410 (419 amino acids)
Source: RefSeq, a predicted model, not a curated record
UUUGUCCGUGUCACACACACACACACACACACACGGAGAGAGCAGUGAUUUGUUACUGCUGCUAAAGUCGAAUUAAAGAACAACACUUACACACUCACACGUGUUAAAGUUCAUCUGGUUUGUUCUUAUAGCCAUGUGAGGGGUCCUGUAAUGUCCACGGAUCAGGAUAAAGAUUCGUUAUCGCUCAAAAGACAUAGAGGAGGUGACGGUGGUCUGGAUGGUUUAGGAGGGCCCGGCUUGCUCCUGGGAAGUUCGGAUAAAAAGAAACGCAAGCCGAAUACACUGGCACCGUUGUUUGCGCCCCUCUCUGAAUAUGCACCACCUCCGAACCCGAGCUCCGAUCACCUGGUGGCUUCCAACCCGUUUGAUGAUAACUACAACUGUCCUCCUGCGUCUCUGAAGCCCCUGAACAGCACCAACCCCUACUUCGGCCCGGCUCACUACCCGGGGCUCGGUGGUUAUGGGCCGCCCCGUGUGGUGUCGCACAUCCAGAACAGAAUGCCUGCUCCUUUUGGGUCUCAGUUUCAGAUACGGAACCAGACACACCUGUUCGCCCAGAACCCGAUGGGUCCGAUGGGAUUUAACCGAGCGCCUGGGUUCAGUUACGCGCAUCCCGAGAACCAGGCCUUCGACAAUCGAGCCGUGUUUAACAACAACGGUGGCAUGCACCAGCACUUCAGACCGGGUCCUGGAGAGAACAUCAACCAGCUUUCUUUUUCCAACAUGAACCAGAACCACGGUCCAGAUCCGAUGUUCGGCCCCGAGGUGACAACAGGCGGGAUUCGUCCUGCGGCUGUGAUGAAAUCCAGCCCAGAUAUGAGCCCUGGACUGAACUUCACCCAGCCUACGACACCCAAACAGGACCAGGGCGAGAGCGGAAACAAAAACACUACGCCUCUACGGAGACCGAGUCAGAUCUCAGAAGAGGGCGGAGCUCAAGUGAGUCAGUUGGAGCUUAAAGGGAAAAACAGAUCUAAUGUAGAAGGACGUGUGGAGAAGAUCAACGGUGUCCUUCACUCCAACAUCGAGCUGCUAAAGAAGUCUCCUCAUCCUGUCACGGAGAACAGCGCGGAGAGGAACCGGCGACUCGCCAACAGCAAAACCGGCUCGGCCAACAGCAAGAGAAGUCGCCUGAGCGGCUCCGCCCCCUCUGAGCCCGUGUACCCGUGCGGGAUCUGUCUGGGUGAAGUGAACGAUGAUCAGGAGGCCAUCUUGUGCGAAGCCUCAUGUCAGAAGUGGUUCCAUCGCGUGUGCACAGGAAUGACGGAGACGGCCUACAACCUGCUGACGGCUGAGGCGGCUGCUGUGUGGGGCUGCGACUCCUGCAUGGACGAGAAAGAUGGAGCACAGCUGCUCAAAACGAGGGAGGCGUCCGGCUCAGCUACGGCAAACAGCGAGGGACAAACCUGAGUGGUGUGUGUGUGUGUGUGUGUGGGUGUGUGUGUGUGUGUCUGAGUGGCAUGAAUGCGAAAGUGUAACACAUCACAAAUCCAUGCUUGAUUUUAUUAGAUCUGUAUCUCCACGCAGCUACAAUUCAUAUUUAUCACUGAAGGAACCUAAACACGGCCGGAACAUAAAGCGAGAGAGACACGCAGUGUUGGUUUAAGCCCCGCCCCUUUAUCUUACAUGAGCCGCCAUUUAAAUAUUUUAAAUUGACGAGUGAUCCCGAGGGAUGAGAUGAGAUGAUUUCAGUCUGGUGAUUUUAUUAAAAUGUUUAAAUUCUGUACAGUUACA